CGCCCGUCCCCCCCCGCCCGAGUCACCUUGAUCCCGGCGCGAGCGGAGCCGGCAUGGCGGCGGGAGGCGCGACGAGGCCCGCGAAGGCCAAGACCUCGCCCAAGUCCGUCAAGUUCCUCUUCGGCGGCCUGGCCGGGAUGGCGGCGACGGUCUUCGUGCAGCCGCUGGACCUGGUGAAGAACCGGAUGCAGCUGAGCGGCGAGGGCGCCAAGACGCGCGAGUACAAGACCAGCCUGCACGCGGUGGGCAGCAUCCUGCGCCGGGAGGGCGUGCGCGGCAUCUACACCGGGCUCUCCGCCGGCCUCCUCCGCCAGGCCACCUACACCACCACCCGCCUGGGCAUCUACACCGUCCUCUUCGAGAAGCUCACGGCCGCCGACGGGACGCCCCCCAGCUUCUUCCUGAAGGCGCUGAUCGGAAUGACCGCCGGUGCCACCGGGGCCUUCGUGGGCACCCCCGCCGAAGUGGCGCUCAUCCGCAUGACUGCAGAUGGGAGGCUGCCUGUCGACCAACGGCGCGGCUACACCAACGUCUUCAAUGCGCUCCUGCGGAUGACCCGUGAGGAAGGGAUCCCCACACUCUGGAGGGGAUGCAUCCCCACCAUGGCUCGGGCAGUGGUAGUCAACGCAGCCCAGCUGGCGUCCUACUCCCAGUCGAAACAGUUCCUCCUGGACUCGGGGUACUUUGAAGACAACAUCUUAUGUCAUUUCUGUGCCAGCAUGAUUAGUGGGUUGGUGACCACGGCGGCCUCCAUGCCAGUGGACAUCGCCAAGACCAGGAUCCAGAACAUGCGGAUGAUCGACGGGAAGCCUGAGUACCGAAACGGGUUGGACGUGCUGGUGAAGGUCGUCCGCUACGAAGGCUUCUUCAGCCUAUGGAAGGGCUUCACGCCCUACUACGCCCGCCUCGGCCCCCACACCGUCCUGACGUUCAUUUUCCUGGAGCAGCUGAACAAGUUCUACGGGAAGUUCUUUCUCGGGACCUGAGGGGCCCGUCUCCCUGAUGCCCCCCCAGCCAAGGGCAGACGGAAAGGCCGGGGCCCCUCUCUUGUCCCACCAAUCAUGAGGACGGACUGACUCCUCCCAGGAUGGGGAGUGGACACUAUUUAUUGAGGACGGGGAAGCAUCUGGGCCCGGGACCUGCAGGAGGGGGUGCUGCAGAAUCCGGCAGCCGCCUCAUUUUGCUUUCAGCUGAGUAAAUGUGAUCAUGGUCCGAA
Molecule: messenger RNA, 1216 nt
Organism: Candoia aspera
Lineage: Eukaryota; Metazoa; Chordata; Lepidosauria; Squamata; Candoiidae
Gene: SLC25A11
Product: solute carrier family 25 member 11
Exons: 8
Coding region: 54-986 (310 amino acids)
Biological process (GO): transmembrane transport
Molecular function (GO): transmembrane transporter activity
Source: RefSeq, a predicted model, not a curated record